CUCUACAAUUUAAUUGGGGAUCAAUCAAUUCUGGGUUUUCUCGUCUACUUCUUAAAUAAAUUUUACAGAGGGAAAACAAAAAAAAAGCGAAAAAGGAAAACGUGAGAAACGAAAAAAAGUAACAGUUGUUGUCGAUCAAAGUCAUCUUUCUCGCAAAAUCCCUUCUUCGAAAUCAUCCAUCAUCAAAGAGUCACACAGGUUUAGGAAGAAAAGGGAUGAUUCGAUCGUGAAUUUGAAUUGAAGAUUCUGCAGUUAAAAUGUGGAGCUCAAGUGAGGAAAAGAGCGGAGAGGUGGCCGGUCUAACACCGGUUUACCUCAAUGUCUAUGAUCUCACCCCUGUCAACGAUUACCUCUAUUGGUUUGGGAUCGGCAUUUUCCAUUCCGGAGUAGAGGCUCAUGGUAUGGAAUAUUGCUACGGAGCUCACGAGUAUUCAUCGAGUGGGGUCUACGAGGUAGAGCCUAAGAACUGCCCUGGCUUCAUCUUCAGACGCUCUCUUCUCCUGGGAACUACAACCAUGUCCCCUUCUGAUUUCCGCUCUUACAUGGAGAAGCUCUCGUCCAAGUUCCACGGUGACACCUACCAUUUGAUCGCCAAGAACUGUAACCAUUUCACCCAAGAGGUUUGCUUGCAGCUCACGGGUCAGCCUAUUCCUGGAUGGAUCAAUCGCCUCGCCCGUUUAGGUUCGUUCUGUAAUUGUCUUUUACCAGAAAGCAUUCAGCUCACAGCUGUUAGUGCUCCUUCCGAACGCCUUGAGUUCUCUGAUGGGGAUGAAUCGAACUCAGAGGCAUCUUCUGUGUCAGAUGAUGAUGAAGAAGAAGGAUCAGAGAAGCAUCUCAUUAACGUUGCAGACAGAGAUGUUGUGUAUCUACAAAACAAACCAGUGCGACUUACCAGAGAGUAGAUACCCUGAGAAGCCAACCAGCGACUACUUCCUCCUUUGAAGCUACCCUUUUAGUGUUUGUUACACAAUAUAGCCAUGGAAACCCAAAAAGGGGGGUAAAGUGAUAUUCGUCUCCUUAUUGCUGCGCUUGUUCUGCGUUAAAAAAAUCAGUUUAGUAUUCUUCUCAUUCUAGAAAUGUAAAAAACAUCUUCCAGAUUUUAUAAAAAUUAAGCCACCCCUUUCUCAGUAAA
Molecule: messenger RNA, 1132 nt
Organism: Brassica rapa (field mustard)
Lineage: Eukaryota; Viridiplantae; Streptophyta; Magnoliopsida; Brassicales; Brassicaceae
Product: deSI-like protein At4g17486
Biological process (GO): protein deubiquitination
Molecular function (GO): deubiquitinase activity
Source: RefSeq, a predicted model, not a curated record